This is a messenger RNA of Acanthaster planci (crown-of-thorns starfish), 1133 nucleotides long. RefSeq lists its product as uncharacterized. The record is from RefSeq and is a predicted model, not a curated record. Lineage: Eukaryota; Metazoa; Echinodermata; Asteroidea; Valvatida; Acanthasteridae.
UUUUCAGAUCCAAAGAAGAAAGCAGCGAUCCGGACUUUGAUAAAAGGAUUGCCGAGGCAAAGGACACAGAGGCCAAGAGCCGUCUUGAAGUGGUACAAACAGAGCUUCUGGCAUCCAAGGAUGAAAUCAACCGACUGUUGUCUCAUUUGGCUCAAGUCACCCGAGAGAAGGCUGAAAUGGUGUCCGCAAAGGUUCAUAAAGAGCUGUUACGAAUGGCAGAGGAACGAGCCAAUCGUGCAGAGAUGAAGGCCAUGGCCUUGGAACGAGAGCUGAGAUUUUUGAUGGAAGAGCAAUCCCUUGCGGGGGCAUCCUCAGGAGAUCCUCCUAAGAUUCCUCCCCGCCGGAAGGAGGUCAAGUAUCCUGCCUCUUCGGUGGGCAUCCGCACUUCCCCCAAAUACUUCCAGAAGCACAGCACCCUGUACAGCCGUGGCAAUCUGGGUGCCAAGAGGGGCCAGCCUGCAGUCAGUGGGGGCCGGACUGCCGGCGGUGGGGGCACCUCCACCGCGAGCAACAACAGGCCCACCAAGCCCCAGACGCGGACCUGGUCGCUGAGCCGGCUUCGGAAGGUGGAGGCCAGCAAGACGACAAAGGAGGCCAAGAAGGAGAAUGGCAAGGAGGGCAAGAAUUCUGGCAAGGUUUCUUUCCUCCAGCGGGUGCAGUCGAGAGUGACCAGCGCCCAGACCAAGUCGGAGGUCCAGAAAUCCCUCUUUGACCGCAUGCAGUCCCGGUUCUUUGCCAAGUCGUCCCCCAAGAGCUCUGCCGCACCGGCCUCGUCUAGCUGCGACCUGCCAGAUCUGUCCAGCCUGGAGGAGGAGUCCUCCAAGUCGGAGUACGAGGUGCCCAUGGACCCAGUCCAGAGGUUUGCCGGAACGCCUCUGAUCGAUAUGGUGGACCUAAUUUGCAUCCCUAAGACUUUGCAUGAUCAAGCCCAAUUGGAUGAAACUCCCAGUGUAUGAAGUAGUUCCUCGAGACAAACUUCUUUGAGAAACCCUCAGUAACCGUUAACUGAAUGAUACCUAACAUUCCUCCAGUGUACGCCCUGCAUGCUUUGACCCUGGUGAAGUGAAACCAAAUUUCCCCUUUUGCAUGCAACACAAUCGGUGACAGUGUCGAUUGGGAGCCCAGCCGGCAUG